GCCGCCGGCAAUAACAGUAUGAACCACGGCUUCCGGGUGGCGCGUGUGGAUGACGUAUUUCCAGCAUGGGAGCCAACCAAAUUGGUGGGAAGGGGCGGUCCAGCAUGAGAGAGAGAGAAGACCCACUUACAGGGAAGUGCUGCAGGCAGGCCUUAAUGAACCCCUGGAGAUAGCUGAAUCUUACCUAGAGAGCGGGCCACCUGUCUGCUAGAAGGCCAAUGGUCGUGAGCCGGCAGGUUGCUGGUUCAGGUGAAGUUAAUGAUAUUUGGCGGGUUCUGAGGGAAGCUGGACUCACUGUAAGAUUUUGGACCAUUUCCAUUUAACAUGAAGAGAUAUAAUGAGGCUGAGAUCCAAAUCCAUAAUUGAACUUUUUAUGUUUCAUCUCCACCUUACAGCUUAACUUGAAGGUAUCUUUGAGUAUCUGUGGAGUCCCAAUGAGAAAUCCCAUAGCAAAGACUGUGGGAUCUUCCUUCUGACCCUAGAAGAGCCUGUUAAGUCUACAGACUUCAACAGAAUUGGAGAACCUGAACAGAGCAGAGUUACCAACAAGAGAGCCUAGGGAUAGCAUUGACAUGGUGGCCACCCAAGACCCUCCUCAGCCAGCGAGACAUGGCAAGGCCUAUGAGGUCCCAGUGUCAUUUGAAGAUGUGGCAGUAGAUUUCAGUAGAGAGGAAUGGCAGCAAUUGGACUCUUCUCAAAGAUGCCUAUACCAGGAUGUAAUGCUGGAGAACUACAGCCACCUGCUCUCAGUGGGUUUUAAAGUUCCCAAAUUAGAGGUCAUCUUCAAGUUGGAGCAAGGAGAAGAACCAUGGAUAUUGGAGGAGGAAGCCCCACACAAGAGCUGUUCAGAUGCAAAGUUUAGGAUUAAGAAUUCACGGAUAAGAAUUUCUGAAAAAGCUACAUUUUAUGGUGGAACAGUGGAUGAUGAUUCAAGAGAUGAUUUGUUGUAUUCCAUUUUAGAAGAACUGUGGCAAGAUUCUAAACAGAUGAUAAGAUACCAGAGAAAACAGAACAACCCUUUGAGUCAUGCUGCUUUCAAUAAGAAAAUAUUGAAUACCAAGAGGGAUUAUGAAUGUACAGACAUUGGAAAAUAUACACACCCAAGACCAAAUGCUGUUCCUUUACAGAAAAGACCCCAUAAGAAAGACUCAUUUGGAACAGCAACAAAGAAUUUUGACAAAAUAAUGGGCCAUAGGCAAUUUUUUGCCCACAGUAGUUCUUAUACUAACCUCAAAAAUCCACAUAUGGGAACAGAAUUCUGGGAAAGUAAUAAGUAUGGAAAAGUCCUGAGAAUCCAGCAUACACUUAGUCAAAGUAUGAAAUAUCCUGUUGGGGAAAAGGCAAAAACAGGUGCUGCAUUUGGAAGGAUAUUCACCCCAAAAUCACACCUCUUCAUUCCUUCCAGAAUUCACAAUGUGGACAAACCUCAUGAACUUAGCAAAUGUGUGAAUGUUUUUACACAGAGGCCACUACUUAGUAUAUAUUUGAGAGUUCAUAGAGAUGAAAAACUAUACAUAUGUACUAAAUGUGGGAAGGCAUUCAUCCAGAAUUCUGAAUUAAUGUUGCAUGAGAAAACUCACAUUAGAGAAAAACUCUACAAAUGCAAUGAAUGUGGGAAAUCAUUUUUCCAUCUGUCAUCUCUACUUAGGCAUCAGACAACCCAUACUGAAGAAAAACUCUAUAAAUGCAGUGAAUGUGGUAAAGACUUGCCCUUGAGCUCAACCCUUACUAUACACCAGAAAAUUCAUACUGAGGAGAGACAUCACAAAUGUAAUGAGUGUGGGAAGGCCUUUACCCAAAAGUCAACACUCCGAAUGCAUCAGAGAAUUCACACAGGUGAGAGGUCCUAUAUAUGUACUGAAUGUGGGCAGGCCUUCAUCCAGAAGGCACACUUGAUUGCACAUCAAAGAAUUCAUACUGGAGAAAAGCCUUAUGAAUGCAGUGACUGUAGAAAAUCCUUCCCUUCUAAGUCUCAACUUAAAAUGCAUAAGCGAAUUCAUACAGGAGAAAAACCUUACAUAUGCACUGAAUGUGGGAAGGCUUUCACCAACAGGUCAAAUCUCAAUACUCACCAGAAGUCUCAUACUGGAGAGAAGUCUUACAUAUGUUCUGAAUGUGGAAAGGCCUUCACUGACAGGUCAAAUUUCAAUAAGCACCAGACCAUUCAUACUGGGGAAAAACCCCAUGUUUGUGCCAAUUGUGGGAGGGCCUUCAUCCAGAAGUCAGAGUUGAUUACACACCAAAGAAUCCACACUAUGGAGAAGCCUUAUAAAUGUCCUGACUGUGAGAAAUCCUUCUUUAAGAAACCACAUCUCAAAGUACACCAGCGAAUCCACACAGGAGAGAAACCAUAUAUAUGUUCAGAGUGUGGGAAGGCCUUCACUGACAGGUCUAAUUUCAAUAAACACCAGACAGUUCACACUGGGGAUAAACCUUAUAAAUGCAGUGACUGUGGAAAGGGCUUCACUCAGAAAUCAGUUCUUAGUAUGCAUCGUAGUAUUCAUAUGUAAAAGUAACCCUGCUUCAUCAAAACAAGACAAUUUCAUGACAGAAGUAAAAUCUAAGUGUAUGUUAUAAGAUUCAUCAAAGAGAGACACUGUGUGAAUGCCUCACCAGAAGCAUUAUCCAGCUUAUCACCUGAGAUAAGUUAUUUUGAAAAGACCCUUUAAGAAUACAUUGGAAAAGGGGAAAUUUCUAUAUUUGCAUGGCCUCACAAAAAACAUAACGGAAUUUAUAUUGGGAAAAUAAUGUUAGAAAUGUCUUCUUAUAGGAAGUAUUACAAAGUAAAUUGUUAUAAAAUAUUUUUAAAGAUUUCAAAAUUAUGCAAAUUUUAGUAAUGUUAUGGUAAUCAAUUAAAAGUAAUGCCAAAAUGAGUUAUAAAGCAACAAAAUAAUGUAUUUGUGUAAAACUCUUGAGUUGUGUAGAGUGUUUGUGGUGAAAUACACUGUGUAAUAAUGAAGGAUAAUUGAAGUUCCUUUUUAAAAUUAGAAUGAUUGUGUCUAUCAAAUAUAUUUACCACUGAAUAUUCCUUUCAAGUGUAUCCACAAGUCAAAAGUCAUUUUGAUUUUGUGUGUAUACACAUCUGCAGAUAUAAUUUUCUAUGGACACAUAAAAUUAUCCCACCAUUCACUCUGGAGACCAUGAAAUAGUAUUCUUAUUUUUCUUUCAUUUUGGUAGAAAGACAGUAGCCACAGAUUCCUCUCAUCUUUUUGUUUGUUUUUCAAGACAGGGUUUCUCUAUAUAACAGUCCUAGCUGUGCUGGAACUUGCUUUGUAGACCAGGCUGGCCUUGAACUCAUGGAGAUCCACCUGCCUCUGCCUCCUGAGUGCUGGGAUUAAAGAUGUGCACCACCACUGCCCUGGUGCCUCUCAUCUUUUUAUGAAUGCCCCUUUGUAGUGUUACUUUGUUGUAUUUUUGUAAAGAAGUAACUUCUCUUUGCUCCUUGACUUUGAUUUUGACUAUGACUGGCUUUGGCUAGAGGACCUUAAGAAAGAGAAUUUAGAAGUGAAAGCCUGCCUCAAGGUUUACCCUUUCUACCUGCUCUUUGGAAUUCUGAGACCUCUACAUGAAAAAUCUCAGAUCACCCUACUGGGAGAUUUAAGAAACCACAUAGAGCAGACCAACCCAGCUCAACUGGGAUCUGAUAGGCCAAAUAUCUUGCCAGUUGUUAGACAUAGGAGUGAAGCUUACUAGAUUUCUAGUCCCAUCUAAGGCAGUCCAGCCCAGAAUAGCCAUAUGAGUUAUUCUAGCCAAACUGGCAUUGUGAAAUAAUCACUAUUUUAAAUAGCUGCAUUUUGGGCUGGUUCGUUGCAUAGCAAAUGCUAAGUAAUAUGUAAAAGGAUAUUAAUAAUGGCCUUGGGUAUCAGGUAGAGAAUAGAAAAAUAAUGAGGAGAGCUUAGUAAAAGGUAGUCCACAUUACUUAGUAAGGGAAAAGUAGAAAGAUAACCACAGUUCUCUUUGGGAAGAUAAAGAAUAUGUCAAAUGAACUUGUGGAUCUUACUUAAGGAGAUUUGUGAUACAACAAUAGAAGUAUCACUUUGCUGCUUUUAGCUGCAUAUGAUAAAGUACAGAAAAGGAAAGAUAAAUUCAACAAAUAACUAUUCCAACUGGCAAGCAGAAUCAAAAGUAAUACCAAAAAGGCAAGACUUGAGGGGUUGAGAAAUAACUGUUUUACAUAGGUAAUCACCCAGUUAUCAAAAUAUCCUCAAGGUAUAUAAACUGUCCUGGGGUAAAGGUCAGCUAUGGGUGUGUCUGUACAAGUCUUUAUUACAAUAUGUAGAAUACUGCAUUGGUGCUGAACUAGUGAGUACUUCUAUGUAAUAUUUCACAGUACUUUGACAAACUGCUCUAAAAAUAGAGAGGCUUAUCAUAAAGAGUCAUUGAUGUGACAUUUUGGGCAUGAACUAGCUCAAACAAGAUCCAUAGAAAACUAAAGAGAGUUUUGCUCUUAAAAUUACCUCAAGAUUGGUCUUAAAGUGACUGAAAUAAUUCAAAAUGAAAAGUGGUUUGGACAACUCUACCUAACAUCUACAAGUAUGUUAUUAGCUGAGAAAUUUACUUAUCUAGUUGUAAAUAUGGAUCAGUUCUUAUUGGAAAUGCCAGAGGUCUCAGAAGGAAGACCCAAGUAUAAUAUUUUAAAGUGAACGGGAGAGCCAUUCUCAGGAAAAUUGUGCCCUAAUCAAGAAGCAGUAUCUGUUCCUAGAAUAAAGGGAACUGGACUAUGUUUGUUGGAUUUCAGAAUUGUUUUGGUAUGAAACUGUGAUAUAGGCUUCUUGUUCCUCCUCUUUUAGACUUGGACUAUAUUAUAGUCACCCUAUUCCCAUGCUACCCUAUAUACAUAGUAUUUGUGUUUUGGGAGGAAGAUAUAAAAUGUCAUUUAUCUCACAGGUAUCUGAAUGUAAAAAGUUGAGAAACUAUUCAGGAUACCUAGCCAAAUCUGGGCUUGACAUAGAAGACUUGAAAUCCUAGAUAUGAGCUUGAUAUCAUCAUUGUGGCUGAGAUAUUUGAAGGGCCAGGAAAGACAGUGGAUAUAUUUUUCAUGGGAUUGUACUAUGAAUAAUGUGUGACCAGAAGAUACACUAUUUUAGAAAAAAAAUGCUGCAUAGUUCUCUUAGGAGUCCAGAGCCCCUAUGUACAAAAGGUCUAGAAUGUGCUGUUGGAAGAUGAGAGACCAUAUGGAACUCUGAUGAAGCAGACAAGCCAUGCCUGCUAAGGCAACCUAGACUAACUAGAUUUUCAAUUGCCAACAUGUGAAUGGAGUUAUCCUAGCUACUCAACCCUAGUAAAAACAACUGGACAGCAGUCUCUGGUAUGAUCCUGAGUGAUGCUUACCUCUUGGUAUUCAUGCUCUUAUACUAUGCCCCAUCCCCCCAGAUUUGGGCUGGAUUUAGUGAACCAAAUGAGGCAGAGGUAAUAAGAUGUCACUUCCAAGAUAAGGUUCUGUGGCUUCUGUUUGGGGUGUGCUCUUAGUUUUUCAGAUGGCUUACCAUACAGGAAGCCAACUGUCAUUUCAUUUGAUAGCCCCGUGGAAAUACCAAGUGAGAGAAUUUUGUGGAAUGUAUCUUCCCUAAAUAUGAUCUUCAGAGGAUACCAGAGCCAAAUAGCUUGAAUAUAACCUUUUAAGUUGAGACCUUCAACCUGAGGCCCUCUUCUGAGCUAUACCCAAAUUUCUGAUCCACAAAAAUUAGGAGAAAACAAAUGUUUGUUUUAAGCUGCUACAUUUUAGUGUGAGUUUUUUUUUCUGACAACAAUAGGAGAGUAAGAUACUAGUCAUCCAUCCCAAACUAAUGUACUGGAGGAUUAAAAUGUUUAGUUUGUUGUUUUAAGGCACCAAGUUUGGGGUAGCUUAUUCCCAGAAAGAAAAAGCUACCUGUUACUCCACUACUGAAUUUCCUCUUCUGUUAUUCUUCUCUCACAAAUUGAGGAGUAAUCAACAACAAUGAGCACUUUGAUAUUCAGUAUUGUGUGUAGACAUUUGUGUGUUACUAUGCAUGUAGCUAGUUAUUUGCUGUUUUGGUUUUUGAAAGUAGUAGAUUCAUAGCUGAAGAUGUAGCUCAGUUGAUAUACUACUUGCCUAGCAUUCAGGAAGCCCUGGUUUCUGUCCUCCUUAGCCCCAUAUAAAAACCAGGUAUGGUGAUACAAGUCUGUAAUUCCAACACUGGAGAGGAAGCAGGAUGAUCAGGAGUUCAUAGUCAUCCUUAGGGAGUUUGAGGUCAGCUUAAGCUAUAUGAGACCCUGCCUCCACCCUCACUCCACCCUCCAUCACAGAAAAGUAGUGUUGUUUACAAUCAUCUGCUUUGACUGGGAAACAGAAGUACGCUUACCUCCCGGGACUUCUUUAAUAAAGUGCCAUAAUUUUGGUUGCCUAAAACAACAGAAGUAUUUUAUCUCACUAGAAUUUAUUAUCUUUGUAGAAUAAGUCAAAAUCAAGUCAUCAUAAAGUUCACACUCUUCCUAAAGGCAUUAUAAAACUAACUUCUCCAUGCCUGUCACUGCCCCCAUCCCUUUGAGACAGGUUCUCACCAUGUAGCCCUGGCUGGCCUAGAACUCACUAUGCUGGACUCAAAGAGAUCUGCUUGCCUUUCCUCCCUAGUGCUGGGAUUAAAGGUAUGUGCCACCACUUCAGCCCUUGUCUCACUUUUAGCAUCUGGUAGCCUCAGGUGUUAAAAUUGUAGGCAUAUCACUCCAUGGCCAUAUUCUGUGUUUCUUUGUGUUUAAAUUUCCUCCUUUGUAAGGUUACCUGUUAUAUGGUGUUAGUGCCCACUCUACUAACUUCAUUUAAACUAUAUUACAUUUGUAAAGACUUUCCAAAUAAGGUCAAUAUUUGAUGUACUGAGGUUAGGAUUUCCAAUCCCACUAUCUCUUUCCCCUCCUCCUCCUCUUCCUCCUUUUCCUCUUCUUCCUCCUUCUCCAAAAAAACCUUAAUGAAUACUAGAUAUAUCCUGCUUACUGAGCCUGCCUGUGUGUGUGCGACCAUGCACCUGGGCCACAGAAGCUGGAUUUGAGAUUUUUUUGUUUUCUUUUUUUAAUUAAGAAUUUUUUUAUUCAUUUUACAUACAAACCACAGAUCACCUUCUCAUCCCCCCUCCCGCUCCCCCCAGCCUUUCCUCCAAGCCCACCCCCAACCCCUCUCCGAAAAGGUAAGGCCUCCCAUGGGGAGUCAGCAAAGCCUAGUACAUUCAGUUGAGGCAGGUCCAAGCCCCUCCCCCUGCAUCAAGGCUGUGCAAGGUGUCCCACCAUAGGUUAUGGGCUCCAAAAUGCCAGUUUAUGCACCAGGGUAGAUCCUAUUCCCAUUGCCAGGGGCCCCUUAAACAGACCAAGCUACACAACUGUCUUGCUUAUGCAAAGGGCCUAGUCCAGUCCCAUGCAGCCCCCACAGCUGUUGGUUUAAAGUUCAUGAGUUCCCACUAGCUUGGUUUGGUUGUGUCUGUAAGUUUCCCCAUCAUGAUCUUGAUGCUCCUUGCUCAUAGAAUUCCUCUUCCCUCUCUUUGACUGGACUUCUGGAGCUCAGCCUGGUGCUUGGCUGUGGAUCUCUGCAUCUGUUUCCAUCAGUUACUGGAUGAAGGCGCUAUGAUGACAGGGUAUUCACCAAUCUGAUUAUCAGGGUAAACCAGUUCAAGCACACUCUCCACUGUUGCUAGUAGUCUAAGGUGGGGUCAUCCUUGUGGAUUCCUGGGAACUUCUCUAGCACCAGGUUUCUCCCUAUCCCUGUGAUGUUUCUCUCUAUCAAGAUAUCUCUUUCAUUGCUCUCUCACUCCAUCCCUGUUCCAGCUCAACCAUCCCAUUCCCUUAGGUUCUCACCCCCGAUCCCCUACCCUCCAUUGCCUCCCUGGAUUGGAGAUUUUAUUGGUUGUAUUUAAGUCUCAUAUGAUCAUAUAAAGAACAUAUGUGGAGUAACAGGCAAAGCAAGCUAGCUUGUAUACAAACAUUUGAAGUUGGUUGGAUAAAAUUUGUAUAUAGAGAUGAUUAAAAAAAACAGGUGAGAAUUGAGCUAACAAGAGUUAUUUUCAAGGAACAUUUCAAGGGAUGAUGUUUAAACUGGAGGUCAGUUUAUAUGGGCAUAAUGUGAGGACAUUGUUAACUUAGAUGAAUGCUAUUUUGAAAAUGAAUUUAAGGAAAGCAAUUGAGGAAACCUGAAGGAAUGACUAUAUUCUAGUAACAUUACUUUAUCAAACAAAACAACCUCUCUAAAUAGAAAAUGUGAGGUCAUGGGACUGGAUUGCUCUGUGGAAGUCUGAAUUAAACUGGGAAAUGAGAGUUGGCCAGAAGUAGAAAUGACAAGAGGUCCAAGGGAAGGAGUAACCUUGCCUCUAAAAGUCCUUGAGAUGAAGGACAGAUGAACAGGUACCUAGCAGAUUCAAUUUUUUCCUCAUCUUCUUCCUCUCUAUAACAUCUUUCUUUCCAUCCCCCAGGUCUACUGACCAACUGUGGCUCACCACUAUGCUUAGAUGCUGGUGGUCCUCAAAGGGAACAGCUUCUCAUAGACUUCAGUACUAAACCCAUCACAGCUCUACUUAAGCAACUGGCUUCUUAAAUUUUCUUAAAGCACUACCCACCCAUUGCAAUAACUACCCUUCCAACUCAAACUUUCUUGCCUUUCCUUCCCCAGCUACUUCUACAAAUUGAGUUUGUCCCAGUUAAUAUUUUAAAAUCCUUUAUCCAAUAAUUCUUAGUAAUUAAUGAUUUUCUGAAAACAUGAUGAAUUUCUAAAUUUGAGUGGUGUCAUAAAAAAUUUUAGAUAAAUUUGUUCUUUCUUUUCCUUGUACAUAAUGUACCUUCUGUCAUAUUCUUCUUUCAGUCUCAAAGUUAAGAUAUAUGUUAGUAUAUGCCUUGGUCAUGAUCUUGUGUAUUUUCCCUAUUGUUGUUGUUUUUCCAGUGAGCUAUUUCGAGCAUUCACAUUGGGAAAGUUUUAUUUUGCUUAACAUUUAAAAAAUCUUUCUUCUCUUUAGUGGUACAAAUAUGUAUCUGUUUGAUAUCAUUGUUAUCUUCUAUAUUUAUUUUCUAUCCUGCAUUUACAUCAUUACUUCGGGUUUUUUUGUGUGUGUGUCUCUGUGUGUGAUUGAAUCUAGCCGUCUGUUAGUGAAAAAUUCUACAUGAAUGUCAUAUUUCUUCAUGCUUAUACAUUAACAGCAGAAUUAUAAUAUUUACAUCCCAGGUAUUUGGUUACAUUCUAGGGUAAAAAAGCUAAUGCCUUUCUUUAUGUGAAGAGGAAGAUAUGCAAUAAAACAAUAUAACAGUAUUUCCUUGUAGUGGGUAGCUGUUCCAGCUUUGACCUGGAAGUACUAUCCCCAUUGAGGCUUCCGGUAACUGCCAUGCCUGCGAGGUGGGGCCAAGACAGGAGACCUUAAGACCUGAGAUCCGGAUGUGCUGGCUCUCUUGGUUCCUGGAUCCUGGAUGCUGGAUGUAGACCGAGCAGAGUUCUCCAGAGAACACCGCUGGACUGCAUUUCACCUCUCCUGGACCCUGUAACCUAUCCCUUUACUUGUAAGUUACCCCACAAAAUAAACCUCCUUUUUAACUAUGUGGAAUUGCCUUAAUACUUCCACUAGUAUUUCCUCCACAUUUUAAUUAUAUAGAAUUUCCAUCAUGUAGAACAAUAGAAAGGAUAGCAUAAUACACAUCCAUAUAAUGUUGAUCUAGAUUUAACAACGUACAUGUUAUUUCUUCCUAAAAUACUGAUACUUAGAUAUAGACACUAUAGAAUUAUACUCUUAAGUAAUUAAGUAUCCAUCUCCUGAUAAUAAAGGAAAUUCUCCCAUAAGAGUGGAACAUCAUUAUCAACUUAAUAUGAUGUACCAGUUUACUUUCAUAUUUUUUCCAUUUUCUCUCAAAAAUGUUUUAUAGAUUCAUUGCAGUAUGAUGAACACAGAGUAAAUGUAACAUUUAAAGUGUUGAAUAUAAAUAAUAAACUUGACAUAAGGAUGUACUUCUCAAACCAUCACUGAAAUAAAAGACUAUAUUUUUAUUUAAUGUCUCUUUGUCAUCUAGCCUUCCUCCACACCAAUUUUCAUCCAUAAGCAACUAUGAUUUUUCUUGUCAUAAUAGAUUAGUUUGCAUCUUCUACAAUUUUAUGUGAAUUGAAUUAUAUCAUAGGCACUCUUGUUUGACUUCUUUCAUCAUAAUUGUUUGUAUUGUUAUGUAUGUGUAUGUAUAUUCAGCCCUUUUAUUACUCAAUAGUAUUUUAUUAUAUUUGUGGGUUCUUUUGUUUGUUUUGCUUUUUGUGACAGGGUUUCUCUGAGUAAAAGCCCUGGCUGUCCUGGAACUUGCUUUAUAGACUAGGCUGGUCUUGAACUCACAGAAAUCCAUCUGUCUCUGCCUUCCAAGUGCUGGGAUUAAAGGCACGCAUCAACAAUGCCCAUUUUAUUAUAUUGAUAUGCCAAAAUUUGUCCAUUCAUGUAUUGACAGAAAUGUAUAUUUCUAGUCUUUGACUACAAAUAAAAUUGUUAGGAACAUUUAUAUACAUGUCUUUGGAUGAACAAUUUUCAUUUUUCUUUGAUAAGUGCUUAGGAAUGAAUGGAUUGGUUACAUUGUAAGUACAUACCUAACCACUUCAGAAGUUGCCAAACUAUUUUCCAAAGUGGUUGUACCAUUUUACAUUUCUAGCCAGCAGCAUAUAUGUAUCACAGUCAUGUUGUAUCCUUUCCCAAAAUGUGUAAAUAUUAUUCUUCAUUUUAGUGGGGUGUACUGUUAUCUCAUUUGUGGUUUUGAUGUGUACUUCUCUAAUAAGCAAUACUAUUGAGCACAUUUGUAUGUAAAAUAUACACAUUAUCUUAGUUGAUAUAUCUUUUAAAAUAUUUUGCUCAUGUUUAUUGAGAUCGGUAGUGUCAUUAUGUGGCAUAGACUGAUUUGAACUCGGGGACUUAAUUGACCCCCCUACUUCAGGCUCCUAAAUAGCUGAGACUAUAGUUGCACUCCACCACACUCAAGUAUGUACUUAUUUUAAAAGUGGGAUGACCUAUUAUUGAAUUGUAUUAUAUAAUAUAAAAUAUUUUUGUCCUAGAGGGAAGGAAGGAAAGGAGAGGAGAGAGAGACAGUUAAUAAAAAAAAAAAUAGCCGAAAAAGUGAGAAAGUCUGACAUAAUAUCUGCUCAAAGAACAACAGACCUAUAAAAUGCUGUGGAAUUCACAAAACUGUCUGUGACCAGUUCGUGAGAUCAAUGUCCAUUAUUCAUAAUAGGAGUAUGAUCUGCUUUUAAUUUAAUCUGAAUAAAUUUGGCUCUUGAAUCAGAG
Messenger RNA from Peromyscus eremicus (cactus mouse), 11228 nucleotides. It is a transcript of the gene Znf81, whose product is annotated as zinc finger protein 81. The record is from RefSeq and is a predicted model, not a curated record. NCBI's taxonomy places the organism in Eukaryota, Metazoa, Chordata, Mammalia, Rodentia, Cricetidae. Gene Ontology annotation, molecular function: DNA-binding transcription factor activity, RNA polymerase II-specific; RNA polymerase II cis-regulatory region sequence-specific DNA binding. Gene Ontology annotation, biological process: regulation of transcription by RNA polymerase II.